This is a messenger RNA of Miniopterus natalensis, 3806 nucleotides long. NCBI's taxonomy places the organism in Eukaryota, Metazoa, Chordata, Mammalia, Chiroptera, Miniopteridae. The record is from RefSeq and is a predicted model, not a curated record.
GUUUCGGGAACUAGCGCUGCUGGCGAUCGAUCUCCCUCCCACCACGAGGCGGCGCCAGAGAUAAGACAGCCUCCGCCUCCGCGCGGCGCGGGUCGCGCUGGAGGGGCUUGGCCCUCGCGGCGCUCCGUCGCCGGGGAACGCGCUGGGAAACGGUCCGCCUCGGGAUUAGCGCGGUUGCUUGGGACGCUCGGGAUCUCCGACCAGGGGACUCUUCGGAAACUGCGGGGCACAAAGAAACAUGGCACUCCCCACACUGCCCUCCUACUGGUGUAGCCGGAGGCCCCUGGAUGAGCAGCUAGCGCGGCAGCGACACCGAGAGCAGGAGGCCCGGCUUCGACAGCAGUGGGAUGAGAACAGCCGCUACUUCAAGAUGUCUAACGUCUGCAGCUCCAAACAGGCAGAAUGGAGCUCCAAGACCUCCUAUCAGCGGAGCAUGCACGCCUACCAGCGCGAGAAGAUGAAGGAGGAGAAGAGGAGGCAUCUGGAGGCCAGACAGGAGAGACUUCAGCAGCUUCUGCUAGAGGAACAGGACCUGCUGGCCAGAGAACUGGAGGAGCUGAGGCUGAGCAUGAACUUGCGGGAAAAAAGAAUCCGGGAGCAACACAGGAAUCUCAAGUCAGCCCGGGAAGAGCAAAGGAAACUGAUUGCUGAACAGCUUUUGUACGAACACUGGAAAAAGAAUGACCCCAAACUUCGAGAGAUAGAAUCGGACCUUCACAAGAAGCAUGUGAUAAAUUCCUGGGAAACGCAGAAAGAAGAGAAAAAGCAGCAAGAAGCCACAGAGGAGGAAGAGAACACCCAGUAUGAAAAUGAAUGUGCAGCGGCCCGGAGGGAAGCGCUGGAUCGGAUGAGAGCAGAAGAGGAGAGGAGGCGGCUGGAGGAUACGCUCCAGGCUGUGGCGCUGCAGCAGCAGAUGGAGGAGUUGAGGGUGAAGGAGAUGGAGGCCACCAAACUGAAGAAGGAACAGGAGAAUCUGUUGAAGCAGCGGUGGGAGCUGGAGAGGCUGGAGGAGGAGAGGAAGCAGAUGGCAGCACUGCGGCGGAAGGCAGAGCUGGGACGCUUUUUGAGACAUCAGUAUAACGUGCAACUCAAUAGACGUGCACAGCAGAUCCAAGAGGAACUGGAGGCCGAUAAGCGUAUCCUGCAGGCGCUCCUGGAGGAGGAGGAGGAGACCCGGCUUGUGCACUCGGCGCGGCGGGAGCAGGCCCUGGCUGACGUGGCCUGGAUGAGGCAGGUCCUCGAGGAGCAACUGCAGCUGGAGAGGGAGCGGGAGGCAGAGCUGCAGAUGCUGUUGAGGGAGGAAGCCAAGGAGAUGUGGGAAAAGAGAGAGGCAGAGUGGGCCCGAGAGAGGAGCGCACGAGAUAGACUCAUGACUGAGGUCCUGACAGGGAGACAACAACAAAUACAAGAAAAGAUUGAACAAAACCGAAGGGCCCAAGAGGAAUCCCUAAGACACAGGGAGCAGCUUAUUCAAAACCUUGAGGAGGCAAGAGAGUCAGCUCGUCGUGAGAAAGAGGAGAGUGAAGAACUGAAAUCAGCCAGGAAACGGGAGCUGGAAGCCCAGGUUGCAGAGCGCCAGUUGCAGGCGUGGGAAGCAGACCAGCAGGAAGCAGAGGAAGAGGAGGCGGCAAAGCAGGCAGAGCAGCUCACCGAUGCCCUGUUAGAGCAGGAGGCAAAGAUGAUGGCCAAGCAGGGAUACCGGCCCAAGGUAGGGAGCCUGCAGGUGACAGCCACUGCUCUCCCAGGACUGUUCACAGCCCUGUGCUCAGCUCUGCUCCCUGCCAGCUCAGAUUCUUCCUUGCUCACCUGUUGUAUUUCUUUUCUCUACUAGUGGGGAACCUUGACACUGGGUCUGUUUCAUCUUUGGUGGGGCCUCUUACAGCCCUUGACGUGAUUCUGACUUGGCUCCUGUGGCUGCAACCAAGGGUUGAGGUCCUGACUGUUAAGCUGUGUGCCUGUUACCCUGUUUGGGGACAAAUAGCAAUCUAAGAGCGUUGGCCACAGCUGGUGAGAGGUGAAGGCAGUGGUUCUAGGCCCUAACUAUCCAGACAUCAGAGCCCCUGCCCCUCCUUUACCAGGGCCACCCAGGUGCUCUAAAGUGCUGCAAAACAAAGGCCGGCUCCUCUGUGGUCAGAUAACUCUGGGAAGCUGAUGAAACAUUCAGAGCAAGUACUACACCGGCUGCAGAACAUUAAUGUCCUAACUGGCUAAGGCUCUUGAGGUGCAGGGGACACCAUUUUAAACUUUCUUGGCCAUGGAUCAGUGAGUGUCUCAGGAUUAGGGUGUCACAGAACACAUGUGAAAAUGUUCCUACAUAGGGCUGGUGCUUUAAAAAAAGUCAUCAAGUGCCUCAUUUGUAGCUUAGGGUUAAAGCUGCUUUGGCUAUAAAUGAAAACAGCCAUUUAUACUGUGCUUUUUAGCUCUUACUUACAAUGGAUUAAUUCCCAGUGCUCCAGAGAGUGCUGAUCUAAUCAGUCUUAUGUUUUCAUUCUUUUUUCAGCCUUAUGGACAUCCCAAAAUUGCUUGGAACUGACUUCCUUGGUACUGGAAGCACAGAGAACAAGGGUGCUGAGGCCUUUGAUAUGCAACCGCCAAACAGUUUUACAAUGUUCUGCUCUAGUGUUAGGGUCACUGGAAAAUAGGUCAGUGAGCCUGUCAGGUCCAUGAUAAAAUGGAUCAAGGGUCUGGCCAAACUUUAAGGUGUUGUGAAUAUGCAACACCUAGUAGGAGGCCCUUCCAUGCCUUUCUUAUUCAAGAAAGGGGGUUUUAUAGUCACGCACUGAUAGUGCUGUCACAGUCUUGCACUAUAUUCAUAAAUAAUGUAAGAUUCUAAGUCUGUGCUAGGAGUUACAAGUUGUGUUCCAUGACAGGACUCAUGAUCUCCUGUUGUCUCACCCUUAAUUGUCAACCUCCAGUGAAGCCUCCAGCCAGAUAUGAGGGGAGGUUUUUCAUUUUUUAAGUUGCCAUUUAAAUUUAACUAUUCUAUUGCAGACAGACGUGUAAGAUUUAUUAAUUUAGUGGUCCCAAAAGGAUCACAUCUUGGUUUCUGAAGAAAAGAACUAUGAACCCUGAGACAGGCUGAUGUGGUCCUUGGGUGCUUUCUGGAAAGGUAGUGAGAAAUGAGUCUUCCCUCCUUUAGGAAGCACUUGGUAGAAUUUCCAAAGAGCACUGGGGAGGGGGGGAGUGUGAUCCCAACAUCUAUGUUACUGAGCCUCAAAAGGGGACUUCAGAAGGUCGCUUGGAUAGCUAACCUUUUGGUAUGACACUUUGGAUCUCUGGUGUCUCAGGAAGGUCUAAGCUACAUACAGCCUUCUAGGACUUAUGUACCCAGAGGAGGGACACUGACCCUGAAGAAACUAGAUCAGACUGAACCACAAAUUAGCCAAACGUUUCUCUUCCCACUGUUAUAUCAAUGUGACAUAGCUCUAGAUUAAUCUCUACAAGAAGUUCCUUGGCAGCAAUAUUUUUAUGACUUUUUUUUCAUAUUCUUUCUGUAAAGUUUUUGUUACAUUGUGUUCAAGAAUCCGUAUCUCAGUAAAUUACAGCUAAAUACUGUUCCAGGUUAUUAAAAACCAGAGUUUAUUUAAAAAUCCUGAGCCUAAGGGCUGUGUUGCCUUUCACUUCCAUUGUGUUAUUAAAACAAAUUAACCUGCAAACUAUAUCCUUAAUCUGUUUUUCAUUUUCUUAUCUUGAAUUUCUUUGGAUAUGAUCCACUGAGCUCCAUUUUCAUUGUGCAUGCUCAUAUUUAUUCCUGUUUCAGAUGUUCAUUACUUGUGAAAUAAAGUUCUGGUUUGACUGCAUCACUU